Messenger RNA from Moneuplotes crassus, 504 nucleotides. Lineage: Eukaryota; Ciliophora; Spirotrichea; Euplotida; Euplotidae. The record is from the annotation of a GenBank genome assembly.
UGAUUAAUAGUUUAUGGGUGAACACCAAAGAAGCCGUUUAGAGCUGAAUCUCUCAAGCGCCCUGAGAUUGAAGUUGAUCAAGAGACUGAGAAAGUCAUCAGGGCCAUGGGGUAUCUGAUCAACUCCAAGCCCAUGACUAAAGCUGAGAGCAUACUGAAGAUAAGGCCUGAUCCAGAGAUUUUAGAAUUCAAAGAGACGUUCAAAGUCUGUUGAAAUGCAUAUAGUCAUCAGUUGUUCUACGAAUUGUGUUGCAACAAGUACUUUGCGCAUAUAUUUAGGCUCUUCUACUCCAGUUUUGGUGUCUCUGCUUCUAUACAGAGUACCUACUCUCUUCAGAGUCGAAGAGAAAUCCCAGAAGAUUAUGAAUUCGUUAAUUCAGAUAGUAAUCAUAUUCUGGCAGAAAAUCUGAAGAAGUUCAAACCAGUUUGUUCUAACUUGGACACAUAUUUGAAAAGAAUUCAUGACUUGGCCAAAAGCUUAUGAGAUUAUGAGUAAAUUCACAGC